Molecule: messenger RNA, 753 nt
Organism: Lottia gigantea (owl limpet)
Lineage: Eukaryota; Metazoa; Mollusca; Gastropoda; Lottiidae
Exons: 1
Molecular function (GO): nucleic acid binding; zinc ion binding
Source: RefSeq, a predicted model, not a curated record
AUGGAUAUAGAGGAAUAUGAGAACCUUAAAUCUGGUGUUAGACAUUAUAACAAGGAAUGUACUGUGAUCUUUAGAGUUAAGGAUGUUAAAAAACUUGAUAUUAAUAAACUUAUAGAUGCUGUGGAAGAGCGGAUAGGCCUCGGAAACUGUUAUGGGUGUGUCCCGAGAAAUCCAGAUAUUAUUGAAGUCACUGUUGACUGUGUCAACAACGCCAUUAUUAUCAGCGAUGGAGUAGAAGUUGACUCUGAUUUCUUAUCAGGUGAGAUCCUAUAUUCAAGAUAUAUGGUAGUUUCGAUCUUAAAUUUACCAACAUACAUUGAAGAUGAUGUUAUAGUUCAAAAACUGGAGAAUUUUGUUGAAGUGAGCGGACCGGUUAGAAGAAGAUACUAUAAUAAGUUUAAAGGAUGUACAGACGGUACGAGGUAUGUUCGAUGCAAAUUUCCAAGCAACAUUACAUCGCUUCCAUGGGCCUUUAGCUUUGAAACGGUAGAAGGGGCAAGAAGUUUCCGAUUAAUACACGACAACCAGCGUAAGGUGUGUCGACAAUGCCUGUCAGAGGACCACAUAUUUUCAAAGUGCCCAGAUACACAGUGUAGACGUUGCAGAUUGUAUGGACACAUAUCAGCAGAUUGUACCGCCCAGAAAUGUGAACUGUGUAGGAGAUAUAAUUGUAACUGCAAUAGACAUAUAUCUGAAGAAGAUGGGAGAAUAGAUGAGAAUCACAAAGACACAAAUAAAAGAAAUGAAGAUAAU